Molecule: messenger RNA, 4333 nt
Organism: Paramormyrops kingsleyae
Lineage: Eukaryota; Metazoa; Chordata; Actinopteri; Osteoglossiformes; Mormyridae
Product: C3a anaphylatoxin chemotactic receptor-like
Biological process (GO): complement receptor mediated signaling pathway; phospholipase C-activating G protein-coupled receptor signaling pathway; inflammatory response
Cellular component (GO): plasma membrane
Molecular function (GO): G protein-coupled receptor activity; complement receptor activity
Source: RefSeq, a predicted model, not a curated record
GUUGAAAUGUAGGCUACUCCUCUCAAAGUUUGUCAGUUCGGGGAGAAGCUUCAAGAAGCACGAUCGUCUGUAAAAGAUCAAAAAGAAGCACUUAGUCAUGGGAGACCCAGUAAACAUCACAGAUGAAUCCCAGAGGGGGAACUCGUCUUACAUCAGCAGAGGGAAUGUACAAGUUGUGGCAACAGUUGUAUACUGUGUGGCAUUUCUCCUUGGCACUCUUGGAAAUGGGCUGGUCGUUUAUGUGACAGGAUUCAAGAUGAAGCGGACAGUCAACAUCAUAUGGUUUCUUAACCUUGCGGUGGCUGACUUUCUCUUUACUGCUUUCCUGUUCUUUGAUAUUGUCUACAUCUCCAGAGGCUUUGUCUGGCCCUUCGGAGACUUCAUCUGCAAACUCAACACCCUGGUUGGAGUGCUGAACAUGUUCACCAGUGUCUUCCUGCUGAUGGUCAUCAGUCUCGACCGCUGCUUAUUAACAUGGAUGGCUGUAUGGGCUCAGAAUAAACGCACCAUAUGCAAAGCCAAAGUCGUCUGCAUAACCAUAUGGUUAAUUUCCCUUGGUUGCAGUAUUCCAUACAGUGCUUAUAAACAAGUGUUUCAGUAUAAAAAUAAUACUGUUUGUGGUGCCCCAAGAAUCACUGCAACAAUUCAUAGAGAUCUCAUUAUUUUCAGAAGUGUCGUAGGAUUCUUCAUCCCCUUUGUUAUUAUCUUAGGAUCAUACUUAGCUAUCGGCAAGCGUAUUAUAUCCCUUCAGAGAAAGAAGAAAUUAAAACCCUUCCGGAUCAUUCUGGCAGUAAUUCUGGCCUUUUUCCUCUGCUGGCUGCCAUUUCACAUAUUCCAGUAUUUGGACUUGAAGUGCAAUUCUGAUGGCAAUUUCAGUGGGGCCCUUUGUAAGGCCGUGUCUGUUGGAGUGCCCCUAUCCACUAGUGUGGCAUUUCUGAACAGCUGCCUGAACCCCAUCAUGUAUGUCUUUUUAUGUGAGGACUUUCAACAGAAGUUCCAUCAGUCCAUUCUGUCUGUUCUAGAGAGCGCCUUUUUAGAGGAACAUCUCUUUAUAAACAUUGGCAAAAACAAACACACACAAGCGAAUCCCCUAAACCAAGACCAAAUGAACGAAACUGGGGCCUUUCUAAUGACUCAGAAUAACUGAGAGUUAAACUCAUUGGCAGACAAAGUGGGCCAAAAAAGGAACUCUUUAAAAAUAAUUAUUUCCUUAUUAGCUUUAUCAUAUGUGCAUUAUGCAAUCUUCAAUAAGGCAAAAUUGACAUUUUAGACAAUAAUACAAUGUAGCAAACUAAUUUUAAAAAUUAAAGAAAAUUGAUAUGUUAUGGUAAUGAGUUCAUGAGAAUGACCCAUAUUGUGCUUAAGAACGAAUCCAUAUACUUUUUCCCUAUUUAGAACAAUUUCUGUAAACUAUCAAAUAUGACUAACCAAUAUACAGUGGUGUGAAAAACUAUUUCCUGAUUUCUUAUUCUUUUGCAUGUGUGUCACACAAAAUGUUUCUGAUCAUCAAAAACUAUUACCUAUUAGUCAAAGAUAACACAAGUAAACACAAAAUGCAGUUCUUAAAUGAAGGUUUUUAUUAUUCAGGGAGAAAAAAUAUCCAAACCUACAUGGCCCUGUGUGAAAAAGUAAUUAAUAUAAUAACUUAACUGUGGUUUAUCACACCUGAGUUCAAUUUCUGUAGCCACCCCCAGGCCUGAUUACUGCCACACCUGUUUCAAUCAAGAAAUCACUUAAAUAGGAGCUGCCUGACACAGAGAAGUAGACCAAAAGCACCUCAAAAGCUAGACAUCAUGCCAAGAUCCAAAGAAAUUCAGGAACAAAUGAGAACAAAAGUAAUUGAGAUCUAUCGGUCUGGUAAAGGUUAUAAAGCCAUUUCUAAAGCUUUGGGACUCCAGCGAACCACAGUGAGAGCCAUCAUCCACAAAUGGCAAAAACAUGGAACAGUGGUGAACCUUCCCAGGAGCGGAAAUUACCCCAAGAGCGCAGAGACAACUCAUCCGAGAGGUCACAAAAGACCCCAGGACAACAUCUAAAGAACUGCAGGCCUCACUUGCCUCAAUUAAGGUCAGUGUUCACGACUCCACCAUAAGAAAGAGACUGGGCAAAAACGGCCUGCAUGGCAGAUUUCCAAGACGCAAACCACUGUUAAGCAAAAAGAGCAUUAAGGCUCGUCUCAAUUUUGCUAAAAAACAUCUCAAUGAUUGCCAAGACUUUUGGGAAAAUACCUUGUGGACUGAUGAGACAAAAGUUGAACUUUUUGGAAGGCGCGUGUCCCGUUACAUCUGGCGUAAAAGUAACACAGCAUUUCAGAAAAAGAACAUCAUACCAACAGUAAAAUAUGGUGGUGGUAGUGUGAUGGUCUGGGGUUGUUUUGCUGCUUCAGGACCUGGAAGGCUUGCUGUGAUAGAUGGAACCAUGAAUUCUACUGUCUACCAAAAAAUCCUGAAGGAGAAUGUUCGGCCAUCUGUUCGUCAACUCAAGCUGAAGCGAUCUUGGGUGCUGCAGCAGGACAAUGACCCAAAACACACCAGCAAAUCCACCUCUGAAUGGUUGAAGAAAAACAAAAUGAAGACUUUGGAGUGGCCUAGUCAAAGUCCUGCCCUGAAUCCUAUUGAGAUGCUGUGGCAUGACCUUAAAAAGGCGGUUCAUGCUAGAAAACCCUCAAAUAAAGCUGAAUUACAACAAUUCUGCAAAGAUGAGUGGGCCAAAAUUCCUCCAGAGUGCUGUAGAAGACUCGUUGCAAGUUAUCGCAAACGCUUGAUUGCAGUUAUUGCUGCUAAGGGUGGCCCAACCAGUUAUUAGGUUCAGGGGGCAAUUACUUUUUCACACAGGGCCAUGUAGGUUUGGAUAUUUUUUUUCCUCCCUGAAUAAUAAAAACCUUCAUUUAAGAACUGCAUUUUGUGUUAUCUUUGACUAAUAGGUAAUGGUUUUUGAUGAUCAGAAACAUUUUGUGUGACACACAUGCAAAAGAAUAAGAAAUCAGGGGCAAAUAGUUUUUCACACCACUGUAUAUGGUGUAAAUUGAUGGAUAUUUGCAGCAUUGACUAAAAAUGUCGAAAAAAAAUGCAACCAACUGCAUAGCCCAAACAAGCUUAUAUGCAACAGCACAAGCUGCCAUGUAUUAUUCCAAACUAAUAGCUAGUCAUUGUUACUAAAAACCCACACACCUACACCAUUGAGCAUAGAAUGGUUACCAAUUAGGUGAGGGUCCUGGUCAGGUAGUUCCACCGGGGACCCUUGACCUGGUGUUUGUAGUGUAUGUGAGAAGUGUAUGUAUGUGUAAGAAAAUAAGGGAGCGUUUUACAGUCCAUUCAGAAACAUGAUGCAUUAAGUGUCGGUCAGUUGAAGUACAUGAAGACGUGGGCAUCUCUGUUCCUUUCUUGCAGAAGCACAAGUACAUGCACUGUUUUUUAGGACUGCGAGGACACUACUUCCUUUGAACCUAUUUUUCACUCAUUUUAAUUGAAAGAAUUAUUUUUUAAUUGACCAGUCAUCUAGCCUCAUUGAUUCACCUACUAGGCAUGUUCACAAGGUAGAUGUCACUUGAUUCAUGUGUAAUGGUAAUAUACUUGUAUAAACUUAGGCCUAUAUAUUAUGUUUUUAUAAUUCUUAUAUAAUUAAAUUAAUCAUUCGCAUGUGUCUUGGAUUGUAACAUUUGCUUCUAAAUGUAUGACAAAUGUAAAAAGUGUGUCUUUGUUAUAUGUUUAGUUUUCUGAGCACUGCAACAUUGCAUUUGACCACGUAGAGGUGUGUGACUUAAUAUGGCACUCCAGAGCACGUAUUGAAAAUACAAUUAAAAUCACUUAAGGUAGUGGCCGAAUGCACGUAAGGGUAAUUUACAUGUGACACACCCAUAUUUUGAUGUUUCUCUUCCCAAAGUGUGUAUCUAGCCUAAGGCUCUGUUCAAAUUCAGGGGUGCAUCCUUCGAAGGAUGUGGUCUAUGAAGACAUGAGGUGUUUCUCAAUAUGGGUACUUGAUUGUACUUGUGUACCCAUUUUAUGUUGUUAUCUUCCUUUGCCAAAGACAAGUUCCAAUACUCCACUAGAAGUACAGAGGACUGUAGAAAUCCUUGGAUGUCGUUCUUGCCCUGUCCCAAAUAUCAAGAAUGCAUUGGUGCACCCUUGCCAAAUGAGACAAAAGUUCAUUGGGACGCAAGUUAGCCUGACCAGUCUUACCAAGACCACGGGUACUAUCGUGGUAUGUAUUCAUUUACAUUAUUUCUUAUGGGAAAUGUGACUUGAACCUCAACCAAAUCGCAAUUUAGUUUGUGUUCCAAGGUAACACUGUAUUUGUUUUUAAUUUGCAUUGUAUAAUACUAAAUAAACAAACU